Messenger RNA from Colletotrichum spaethianum, 969 nucleotides. RefSeq names its product T-complex protein 1 subunit alpha. The coding region runs from base 1 to 969 and encodes 322 amino acids. The record is from RefSeq and is a predicted model, not a curated record. Gene Ontology annotation, cellular component: plasma membrane; endomembrane system; SNARE complex. NCBI's taxonomy places the organism in Eukaryota, Fungi, Ascomycota, Sordariomycetes, Glomerellales, Glomerellaceae. Gene Ontology annotation, molecular function: SNARE binding; SNAP receptor activity. The transcript has 3 exons. Gene Ontology annotation, biological process: vesicle fusion; intracellular protein transport; exocytosis.
AUGUCGUACCAACAGUAUAACCAAAACCCUUACGCCCAAGGCCCUCAGGCCGAGGACGGAAAUGGCUACGACCACCAGCAGCCGCAAUAUGGCCAAGGCCAAUACGAAAUGCAGCCUUACGGAGAGGCGGACAAGUACGCCGAGCAGCCCGCGCCCACCGCCAUGAGCCAGCAAGACUUCCUUCAGCGCGUGCAAUACCUCCGCUCAGAGAUCCAGGGCCUCACGUCUGAUAUUGAGAACAUCGCCCAGCUGCACCAGCGUUCUCUCUCCUCUCCCGACAACAGCGCCAGCUACCAGCUCGAGCAGGCCGUCUCGGCGACGCAACUCCGCAACACGGCAGUCAAGGACGGCAUCAAGGCCCUCGAGAAGGACCUGACCAAAACACGAGACGGAUCGCGCGCGACAAAGACCGCCCAGCUCAACUCGCUGAAGAACACGUUCAAGUCCGAACUCAACAAGUACCAGCAGAUCGAGCAGGACUACCAGCGCCGUUACCGCGACCAGAUUGCCCGCCAGUUCCGUAUUGUCCACCCGGAUGCGACGGAAGCAGAAGUCGAAGAGGCGACGCAGAUGGACUGGGGCAACGAGGGUGUCUUCCAGGAAGCGCAUAACCAGCUCAAAUCAAACCGAACAGGCCAAGCCAACUCCAUCCUGGGCAACGUCAGGGCCCGCCACAACGAGCUGCAGCGCAUUGAGAAGACGCUCAUCGAGCUGGCCACGCUCUACCAAGAAAUGGCCACGCUCGUCGAAGCCCAGGAGCCCGUCGUCGAGGCCGCCGAGCAGAACGCUCAGCAGACGGUCGACAACAUCCAGAAGGGUAACGAAGAGGUCGAGACAGCCAAUGCCCAUGCCAGGAGGCGCAGAAAGCUCAAGUGGUGGUGCCUGCUCGUUGUCGUGCUCAUUAUUAUCGCCAUCGCGCUCGGUGUCGGUCUGGGUGUCACCUUGACCAAGAACUCGACUGGCCAAUAA